Molecule: messenger RNA, 3235 nt
Organism: Amphibalanus amphitrite
Lineage: Eukaryota; Metazoa; Arthropoda; Thecostraca; Balanomorpha; Balanidae
Product: maternal embryonic leucine zipper kinase-like
Exons: 14
Coding region: 233-2236 (667 amino acids)
Biological process (GO): intracellular signal transduction; microtubule cytoskeleton organization; protein phosphorylation
Cellular component (GO): cytoplasm
Molecular function (GO): tau-protein kinase activity; protein serine/threonine kinase activity; ATP binding
Source: RefSeq, a predicted model, not a curated record
GGCAAAUUUGAAUCGAUCAGCUGUUGCCGAGAAAAUUGAAAUGCGGUGUGGGCUUUUGAAAUCGCGCGACAAAACAUACCGAUAAAAUAUUUGUUUUUUUAUUAGGUGGUGUUUUGCAUCUUUCCAGUGCCAGCUUCUGUUGUCAAGGGUCACGUUUUUUCAUUUCUGGCCUCAGAGUUUUUUGAUUAUCUACAAGCACCAGGGGAGCAGGUGACGUCACACCACCGCCACCAUGCCAGAGAAUGUGGGCUCGCCGUACGCGCCGCUGGAGGGCCUCUAUGAGCUCCAUGAGACUAUCGGCUCGGGCGGCUUUGCCAAGGUGAAGCGGGCCACCCACCUGGCCACGGGAGAGCAGGUGGCCAUCAAGAUCAUGGACAAGAAGCAGCUCGGGGUGGAUCUGCCUCGCGUCUACCUGGAGAUCACGGCCAUGAAGGAGCUGACGCACCAGCACAUCGGCAAGCUGUACCAGGUGAUCGACAGCGAGCUGAAGAUCUUCCUCGUCAUGGAGUACUGCCGCGGCGGGGAGCUGUUCGACUAUAUCGUGGAGCGGGACCGUCUGACUGAGGAGGAGGCUCGCGUGUUUUUCCGUCAGAUCGUCUCGGCCGUGGCCUACAUCCACCACAAGGGAUACGCCCACCGCGACCUCAAGCCGGAGAACCUGCUGCUGGACGACGACAACCGUCUGAAGCUGAUCGAUUUCGGCCUCUGCGCCAACCCCGAGGGCGGCAUGCAGGCGCACCUGGAGACUUGCUGCGGCUCUCCGGCGUACGCGGCGCCCGAGCUGGUCUCCGGCCUGCAGUAUCUCGGAGCAGAGGCAGAUAUCUGGAGCAUGGGCGUGCUGCUCUACGCACUGCUCUGUGGAUUCCUGCCCUUUGACGACGAGAACAUUGCCAACCUCUACAAGAAAAUCCAGGCCGGCGUGUACCAGAAGCCCGAGUGGCUCUCGGAGGGCUCUCUGCGCCUGCUGGACCAGAUGCUGCAGGUGGAACCCAAACAUCGGAUCGUGGUCUCUGAGCUGCUGACCCAUCCCUGGCUCACGGCUGGAACAGGCCUGCCUGUCGAGUGGAAGAGCUACUUCCAGUCUCGUCAGCCGGACGAGGACGUGGUGACGGCGAUGGCGGUCUCCGGUGGCCGCAGCCGGGCCUGGAUGGCGCGCCGUCUCUCCCAGUGGAGUUACGAUCACACCACUGCCACCUACUGGCUACUGCUGGCGGCCAAACGACGAGGGGAGCCCGUCAGACUGGCUGCGGCACAGCAGAUGCCUCCCCCUCCUCCGUCGGCUGCGGCCGGCCGCGCCACCCUCCAGGAGCUGACUAGCGCCGGUCUGCCGGGCUUGGUGCCGCUGGGGGACUCCCCGCACGGGCGGCCCCAGUCGCUGGACACGGGGCUGGAUGCGCUGGAGCAGCGCCGGGGGCUGGAGCUGGAGCUGGAGCAGCGCCGCCGUCAGGAGCUGGAGGAGGAGGAGGCCAUGGAGACACUGCUCAGCCUGAAACCCAUCGAGAUGGAGCCACUGCUGGAGCGCAGCACCGGCCGCAGUUCACAGCGCGGUCGGGGCAGCCAGCGGAGGAAACGAGCCACACCGCCCCGACCCUCACCGACUGAGAACAAGGAGAAUGACUUCCUCCAGCCCAAAGCGCCGUCACCCAGCAAAAAGACCAAACGACGUGCCGGUGAGACGCCGUGUAAGCUGUCGCCCUCCCGGUCGGUCGAGUCGGCGCUCGACCCCGCCUUCAAGACGCCACAGAGGAGGCCGCGUCCGCAGUCUGAGAAUUUCCGCACUCCGGACUGCGGCUCCAAGUCCUCCGCGGUGCCCCGGACUCCCAUCUCUGGCCGCAAGGUGUUCGGCUCCAUCGAGAAGGGUCUGGACAAGAUGAAGAACAUGCUGACGCCACGGAAACGCACCCAGAUGGCGGGUGACCGGCCGGCACUCAUCGAUACGAAGAAAAUGCUGAACGUUUCGGCGACGGGAGCCACGGACCCCGACCAGGUGCUGAUCGACCUUCAGCGCGAGCUCUGGAGUCGCGGCAUCGUGCUCAAACAGAAAGGGUACACACUGCGUGGAAAGGUGGCUGACCCGCUGGGAAAGGCCAAAAUGUCCUUCGAGCUGGAGGUCUGCAUGAUCCAGAGCCUCAAUGUGGUCGGUAUCCGCCGUAAGCGUCUAGAGGGCGACGCCUGGUGCUACAAGAGGAUAUGUGAACAGGUGCUCCGCCUGGCCGGACAACAGACGGCCGUCUAGCCAAUCAGAGCUCAGCAGACGGACUCGGCGACCAAUCAGAUGUCAGGCUGGCCUCCGGGGGCCAAUCAUUGCCAGCCAGGCCCGGUGGGGACCAAUCACAGUCGAAAGACACUGCCAGUGACCAAUCGCGGGCCAUGUGCUGUCUGCGCCGGCCAAUCACAGUCGAGAUGACGUCACGGCCGGCCAAUGAGAGCAGAGAACGUGUUUCAGAGUCGAUCACGUGCGUGUUUUUGUCAGGGACCUCGCUGUGCGCGCGUGCUUAGUGCUAAGGCUGCCCCAGGCUGGGACAGACGAGGACCUUGUAACGUCGUGUGCUGAAUUUGAGUCUGCCUGGUCAUGACUAUGAUAUUGUUCUUCCAAGUGUACUCAAUGUGGGUUCAUUUCCAUUUAUCAGCCCAUCGUCGAUUUUAUAGUGAUUCACCAUUUCUUUUCCUUUCUGUCUCACGUUAAUUACUCAUCACGCCUUGGUCUUGGUGUCAGCUUCCAUCCUGUUUAGCUUGAUUAUUGGCACACUAAGGUUUUGCCUGUCUUGCCCUGCUUCCCGUGUUUAAUCUCUUGAUAGUGUAGGAAUAUGCGGUGUCAAUAUGAUGGGCUAGGCUGCCCUGCUGUUUCGUUGAGGAAUGUGGCAGUGGUGCUUUUUCUAGCUCAACAAAAAGGGCCGAAGGAGAAAUUGGCAAUCCAGGAUCAAAAUGUCUCGAAACAAUGUCACGUGCAGUCUUUUGUCGUGUCACUCGCAGAGUUUUGUGCCGCUUACGUCGCUAUGAGUUCUCUGGAGCUUUUUCGCGAGCCCUCGCAUGAAUAUUGCUCAGCACGUGAUUUUGUGAGUGAGAAUACCUCCUAACUUGUACAUAGAGCGAGCAUGAGUGAGUGUUUUACGUGAGUGUUUUAUAUGGUGUGUGACAUGUACAGGCACUGGGUAGAUACUGGGCUAGAGGAUGCGCUAUUCUAGAUAUAGCUUUCUUCCUUCACUGUCUUAGGUGAAAUAAACACUCCAUUGGA